Phymastichus coffea is the source of this 1204-nucleotide messenger RNA. RefSeq lists its product as uncharacterized. The transcript has 5 exons. The record is from RefSeq and is a predicted model, not a curated record. The coding region runs from base 1 to 1149 and encodes 382 amino acids. Lineage: Eukaryota; Metazoa; Arthropoda; Insecta; Hymenoptera; Eulophidae. Gene Ontology annotation, molecular function: protein binding.
AUGGAAAGAAUCGUUGAAGAUCAAGAAAAAAUUCAGCUUUACCAUACCGAAUUAAUUUUGCAUGACGUUUUGUAUAAAAUUUUUGAAUAUUUGAAUAGACAUGAUCUAAAUGAAGUAUCAAGGGUUUGCAAAUCUUGGUACUGGGCUGCCAAAGUAGAAAAAGCCAAGCGUGGUCCACAGAUUAUGAUAUUACAAGCAGUAGGAGAAUUCGGUACGUCAGGAUCGACAAAAAUUCAUCCCGUUGGCAUCGAUGACUUCGGUAACUCUCUGAGGAUUAAGCCUACAAUCGGUAUCUUCUUUACUGACGGAAAGUAUGCAGCUCCAGCCGACUGCGAUAGCGUUCCCUACGAAAUAUGCACUGCACAUCAAUGGGCGCAACCUGAAGAUUGCUUUUACGUAGCAGUUGAGGCUUCGGCAGUUUAUGUGGAUAAAGAUAAAAUUGGAGGAGAGAAAAAUGUGACUGCCGCUGUAUUUUUUCCCGCAUUAUCAAACGUAAAUUAUGUAUCAGCACAAACGAGCUCGCACUGUAUCGUGCAGUACUUUGAUAGGAGAAAUAGCUUACUGUCAGAAAUUACUGAAAAGCUAUUUGUCACCGAGUCCAAUCACGUUUGUUUCAUCAUGUUUAUAUAUCAAUGGAAAGACGAACCAACGUUUGAUAAUUACCAUGAAAACUUUUGCAAUGAAAUUCUGGACACGUUGAAGACCAGAUACACAGCUGGUACUUACUCUUUGUGGGGCGGAGCCAUUAAUGAUAUUUACACGAGAUCUGCGGAUGACAGGCCCUGGUCCUUCCAUUCGACGAGCUUUUGUGCUUUAAGCUUAUCCAAUUCUUCUGUCAAGUCAUGGUCCAUAGCGAUUGAUAAUAAUUUGCCAUAUUUGGAAAUUCAAUUGAUUUUAGCGGAUUUCAAAAAACAAGUCUGUUUAAAAUCUUCUUCAAUUGCCUUUCUCAUUAUUUCAACAGACGAAAAUAAUUACGAAGAAUCAAAUAUUAAAAUCUUUAAAAAUGUUUUUCCCACCAUUAACAUUAUAACUAUGUUCAAUAACAAAAAUCACGCGGUGUUUUCUGUUAAUUCUACGGUGACUGAAACCGAACCAAAAUUACGACACAUGAAUUCAUAUGCAUUUAUGAUUCUAACUUACAAGCUGUGAUACAUAUUAAAAAUUCUUUGAAUUUGUUAUUGUCAGUAAUUCCAGAAUAAAAAGC